This is a messenger RNA of Marmota monax (woodchuck), 186 nucleotides long. Its product is annotated as dolichyl-diphosphooligosaccharide--protein glycosyltransferase subunit 4-like. Gene Ontology annotation, cellular component: oligosaccharyltransferase complex. The transcript has 2 exons. NCBI's taxonomy places the organism in Eukaryota, Metazoa, Chordata, Mammalia, Rodentia, Sciuridae. The record is from RefSeq and is a predicted model, not a curated record. Bases 1 to 186 code for a protein of 61 amino acids.
AUGAUUACAGAAAUGCAGCUGGUCAUCUUCCCCAACAUGCUGGAAGUGUCUCUCUUCUUGCUUGUGGUGCUCUAUCACUACAUGGCCACCAACAAUACCAAGAAGCAGGAAGGAAAGUGUCGGUUACCCCCCACCCCCACCAGGGUUCCAGGACAUAUUCUGAGGCAAGAUGGAGGAAAUCAGUAA